AUGCACUCCAUCAUCGCUUUCGGUAUUGCCGUUCUCGUGGCCAUGGCCGCUGCUGAUACGACCGUCACCGUCACGGAGUACCCAAGCACCUGCUCGGCCAGUGAGUGCAAUCAGCCCAGCCCAGGCCCAUCCAACGCACUCGCUGUGCUAUCACAAGCCCUCAGCACAUACCCUGCCAGCACCAAUGCCCUCAGCAUCCUUGAAUCCGCAGAGGCUACCUACCCAGGCCAAAGCACAUACACCGUCACCGAAACCGCUCCCCUACCGCCGUCACAAUAUCCCUCCGCGAACCCGUCAUCAUCGUCAGGUUCAGAAAGCUUACCCUCAGACUCAGCAGGUCUCACCUCUCCUACUCUUCCGGUGCCAUACCCAGCACCAACCACCUCCUCUGUCGAGGUCUCGCCAACUUCACCUGCCUCUGACAGCACCACCGUGGUUCAGAGCACCAUUGCUACGACUGCAACCACCACCGUCCCAGGCUCGGAGACCUCUCCUGCCCCGGCUCCUGAGAGCUCCACCUCCAUCAUUCCGGCUCCUGUCCCAAGCCCAUCGUCGGUCUCCAGCAACGUCGUUGGCCCCACCACCGCCAGCGAGUCCACCCUCAACACGGUUACUUCCGCCACCGCUUCCGGCAGCGAGACUGGCACCGGUGUUCCAUCCGCCACCACGACCGAGGCACCAACCGCCGACACGCCAACCGAGGGUUCUCCAACUGCCCCAUCCGAGAGCUCCCCAAUUCCUCAGACGACCAACGCCGCCUACAUGCAGCAGCCAAGUAUCAUGGGCCUCGGUGCCAUCAUGGGUGCUUUGUUGUUUAUCUAA
This is a messenger RNA of Zasmidium cellare ATCC 36951, 822 nucleotides long. RefSeq lists its product as uncharacterized. Lineage: Eukaryota; Fungi; Ascomycota; Dothideomycetes; Mycosphaerellales; Mycosphaerellaceae. The coding region runs from base 1 to 822 and encodes 273 amino acids. The record is from RefSeq and is a predicted model, not a curated record. The transcript has 2 exons.